UAAUCUUGUCUGUGAAGGAUUUAGAUGGAAUCUGCUUUGCUAUCUAAAUCCUAAUAAACCCAUCUGAGCAAGAUAUUACCCUAACAAACGCAUCUAAUUCUUAAUUUUGUUCCCAAUUUCUUCUCUCUCCCCCUCUCUCUCUUUUUCAUCUAUAUAAUGUACCCUUUACGGAAAAGUGAAGAGAAGUGCUUCCAGAUUUCGUUUAAUCCUCACCAACACAUAAUUCCAGAAGAUCUGAUUUUUGAGCACCAUGUUUCAGCUGCUGUGGGAGCUGCUCAUAAUGAUAAUCAUAAUAAUAGUAACAAUAAGAACAAUGGAGUCAAGAAUUUGAGUACGCCUAGGAGGAGAAAGCCACUAGUUGAAACUUUGGAGGAUGAUGAUCAAGAUCAUAAAAUCAAAUUGAUGCAUAGAGAAAGGGAGAGGCAAAGAAGGCAAGAAAUGGGGGCUCUUUAUAUGUCUCUAAGAACCCUACUUCCUCUUGAAUUUAUCAAGGGAAAAAGGGCGAUAUCGGACCAAAUGAAUGGCGCAGUGAACUAUAUAAAACAUCAAGAGAAGAAAAUCAAAGAAAUUGAAGCGAAAAGAGAUGAAUUGAAGAAGAUGAAUAAUUCAAGUAAUUUUGAGAGAUCAAAAUUAGAAGAAAUACCAAAUUGUAGCUUUAAAAUUAGCUGUUUUGAUGGAGGAGUAGUUGAAAUCUUGAUUACAACAAUUGGUUUUCAUGGAUUUCCCCUCUCAAGAAUCUUGAAAGUAGUUGUUGAACAAGGGCUUGAAGUCAUUAGAUGUGGUUCUUCCAUAAUUAACCACAAAUCAAUCCACACCAUCCAAAUCGAGGUUAAUGAUCCAACCUCUCUUGAUCUGGCUGAGCUUGGAAACAAGCUUAGAGAAGCAGUGCCACUGCUAAGACAAGUAACAGAUUAACAUUUAAUUAAUUACUAGUUGUUUGUGCUUAAUUAGGAUCAUUUACUUUUUAAUGGGACCUCUCUUAAUUAGUAGUUUGUAACUGUGAUUACAUUCAGCUGUUUUCACUCUGAAUUCCUAAUUAACUCCUUUUUUUUUUUUUACAAAUUACUUUUCUCUGUACAGAAUCUGGCUUCUAUAUGUGAAACCUAGCACUCCUUUUUCCUUUUGGAUACUCAUGUUCCUGAUGAGAAAAUUUAGAUAUUGCUUUCUUUUUUUGAACAAUAAUAUAUAAGAGAGGUAGGAAGGAUUAUAGAUUUCAGAAUUUUUCAACUAGAUUGACAUAUUUCUAGCAUCCUCAACCUAUCUCUAGAACCAAAAGAAAUUCAUUGAUCGAUAAAAAAGAUACAUGCAUGCAAUAGGCUAGAAGAGAGCUUCAAGAAAUAAAAGGAAAAUAGAAAGGAUAGGCUGAAGAAAAACGACCUUCUAAUUAAGCAUAAUACAAGAUAGUAUAUUAUAGUAUACUUUAUUUUGGAGAAUAUUAAAUUCCCUACAACUUCUUAGCGCAUGUACAUGUAAUAAAACUACAUUUUGUUAUUUUGAUGCAUGUGCACUCAGUAUUGGUUUUUCAUGCACAAGUAUCAAGUUCAUGUAAUAGCAGUGGAAAUAGAAAACAAUAAUAAUAAUAGGUACAUUACAGAGAUAAAGUAUACUAGUUUUAACAAUUUAAAGAGUUAAAAAUGUAUCUAUUUAGUCGAGAUAUUCACCUCACCAUUUAAUUUUUAGUAUAUUAUAUCUUAUUCAAAAGAAAAAAAAAACAAACAACGAAUUAAUAUACAAUCAGUUCUAAAUGAAGUGUUGGGUAUUAGUUUUACGAAGUAUUGGGUAUUAGUUUUAGACGUUGAUGGUGUUAUGUUUGUGUUAACUUUAAUUGAGAUGUUCUAAUUAGUCUACAAACUUAUAAUAUCUAGUUUAAAAGAAAAAAAAUCAAUAUUAACCCAGAAAGCCAAUCAUCUUUUUUUAGAGAAUGAGAAUGGAAGUAUGAUGUAUGAUAUGUAUAUGCUAUUUUUUUUGUAAUAUUCCGAUACUUGUAUAGUUUUAAACUGAAAAGCUUUCAUCCAACUAGCGUUGUUAAGAUGUCUUCUGUUUUUGUCUCUGAGCUUAUGAUCUCUCGUUAUUUGUGUUAUUUUUUGAAUGUCUCAUGCAAUUAGAUUCGGAGUAUAAAAAAGUACUAUGAUUGUGUCAACCUGGUUGAGAUAGUCUAUCCUUUAUCUCUCUAGUAUUAUGUUUAAAAGUCAUGUAGAUAGGAAAAGGAAAUUGAAGGGAGUAAUUCAAUUGUGUUCAAAGGAAAAAGAAAAAGGGAGUAUUUCUUUUGGUCAUAUAUAUAUAAUCGUUAUUUGUGUUCAAAGGGAGUAUUUCUUUUGGUCAUAUAUAUAUAAUGGUUUGGUUUCUCUUUUUCUUCUUAUUAUUAUCUAGAAGAAUAUUGAUGUAUUGUAGUAUUCAAACUUUAUCCUUCAAUCUUGUGUUAAGUAUUGCAUUUUCUCUUGAUAAAGGGUUUAACAUGUGAGCUUCAGUGUUAUCUUGUGUUUAGUGGUAUUAAGAUGCAUAAAAUUUAAAUUUCCACAUAUAUUAAUAGUCUUAGUCUUAAUUAUAUUAUUAGUAAGGUCAUAUGGUAUAUUUUUGGUUAUGAAAUUCUGGAUACGAUAUGGUGGCAGUGGCGAGACAUCAAUUCUGGAGAUGUUACAUUCUUCUGUAUUUGGAGAAAUAUUAUGACAUUUUUACAGCUCUUAGUUAUCA
Messenger RNA from Cucumis sativus (cucumber), 2691 nucleotides. RefSeq names its product transcription factor bHLH118. Gene Ontology annotation, molecular function: DNA-binding transcription factor activity, RNA polymerase II-specific; RNA polymerase II transcription regulatory region sequence-specific DNA binding; protein dimerization activity. Gene Ontology annotation, biological process: regulation of transcription by RNA polymerase II. The transcript is spliced from 3 exons. Bases 157 to 915 code for a protein of 252 amino acids. NCBI's taxonomy places the organism in Eukaryota, Viridiplantae, Streptophyta, Magnoliopsida, Cucurbitales, Cucurbitaceae. The record is from RefSeq and is a predicted model, not a curated record. Gene Ontology annotation, cellular component: RNA polymerase II transcription regulator complex.